Trifolium pratense (red clover) is the source of this 1358-nucleotide messenger RNA. Its product is annotated as mitochondrial arginine transporter BAC1. Gene Ontology annotation, biological process: mitochondrial L-ornithine transmembrane transport. NCBI's taxonomy places the organism in Eukaryota, Viridiplantae, Streptophyta, Magnoliopsida, Fabales, Fabaceae. The record is from RefSeq and is a predicted model, not a curated record. Bases 131 to 1048 code for a protein of 305 amino acids. The transcript is spliced from 9 exons. Gene Ontology annotation, molecular function: L-ornithine transmembrane transporter activity.
UUGGAUCUUAACUCUGUCUAAAUAUUAAUUUAACAUCAUUCCGGCGACAGCGCCACCAACGAUUGAAUGAACGACAAUACAGUUCAUCUCAUAUGUAGUUGACAAGUCCAAUUCUAGUGUUUGUAGCGAAAUGUCCGAAAUUUCACAUUCAGGGUACAAGGAUUAUGUCGCUGGUUUACUCGCUGGAGUUUCCGCUGUAGUCACUGGUCACCCUUUUGAUACCGUUAAGGUGAAGCUGCAGACGCACAACACAAAAGCACAUCUAGUUCCAUACAGAAAUGGAUUGCAUUGUACUGCUAGGAUAUUACAGACUGAAGGAAUCAAAGGAUUUUAUAGAGGAGCAACAUCAUCUUUUGCUGGGAUGGCUUUGGAAGGAUCUCUCUUUUUCGGCAUUUAUUCCCAGACAAAACAGUACCUUCAGGGUGGCGUGCAAAGCGGUGCCCCACAACCUCAAGUGGUAAUACCGUCUGCAGCUUUUAGUGGUGCCAUCAACAGUUUUGUGUUAGGUCCAACUGAACUGAUAAAGUGUAGGAUGCAGAUCCAAGGCACCGACUCUUUAGUUCCCGUGUCAAGUAGAUACAGUAGUCCCCUUGAUUGUGCCCUUAAAACUUUAAAAACAGAAGGGGUGAAAGGAGUAUUUCGUGGAAGUAGUACAACAUUGCUUAGAGAAUCUAUAGGGAAUGCUACCUUUUUCAGUGUAUAUGAAUAUAUGCGUUAUCGAAUGCAUUCAUAUAUCAAACCUGCUUCAUCCGAUUACAGUCACCUGAUUGAAAUUGGAAUUGGAGUUGUUACCGGUGGAGUUAGUGGUGUGGCCUUUUGGUUGGUAGUUAUGCCCCUUGACGUGGCAAAGACACUAAUUCAGACAAACCCGGAUAAAAACUGUCCCAGAAACCCUUUUACGAUCUUGAGUUCAAUCUACAAGAGGACUGGUUUGAAGGGGUGCUAUACAGGUCUCGGCCCCACGGUAGGUCGAGCAUUUCCGGCUAAUGCUGCAACAAUUGUCACCUGGGAGCUAGCAAUGAAAAUGCUAGGCAUUAGGCAUGACUAAGAUAAUACAACAAAGCUCAAGUAUGUUUUCAUGAAACCCAUUUUACACACUAGAACAUAGUUGGAUGAAGAGAGGAAUGCUUUUAAUAUAUUGCAUUUGAAGAUCUUCAAAUUUUCAUUUUUUUUCCUAAGUUUUUACGUAUGUAGACAGAAUACAUUAUUGCAUUUGAAGCUGCUUAAUUUUGACACUAGGGAGCUUGGUUGAUGAAGUUGAAACAAGGGGGCUUGAUUAACUUCCCCUAAUACAUGUAUUUUUUGUCCUCCAUUCUUUCUUAUGGAUAGAGCAUUUUUUUAGUGGACUACUGAAAUUA